CGCUGACGUCAUUAAUGCCAAACCAAGAGUACUAUACAAAGAUAAAGUAUCAUAAUAAUAUCUCCACUUCUAGUCAGACGUCAAAGUACUUCUGCUUUGUUUAAUGCAUAAAGUUUCAGCUAUGUACUUGUCUUUGGCUGUUCUCUGUUUUCUCAUUUAUUCUUCCAGCGGCUCUAUAGAAGAAUGGAGCCAUUUGAUGGAUGAUGACGUCACCGAUAUACCUUAUCGAUCGUUUCGGAACAAGAUGGCCAAAAGAGUCCUCAGCAUUUUUACUCAAAACACACCAUUUGGUUUAAAUCGAGGAGGAGGCGACAUCCCGCGCCUUUCAGGAUUUUUCAGGACGUCCAAUUUGGGCAGCAUGUUGGGAAACCGACGUCCUUUCGGCAAUCCUCUACGUUGGGGAUAGAAAUUGUGUCGGACAUUUCGGGAUUUAACUGUAAUAAUUAAACUUAUCGAAUAUUUUAUCUUCGUGUGUUAUCAUCAUCUAUAUACAUUUUUAAACAAAAAAUAUUCGAUGGCAUUAUUUUUCUUUUAUUUAAA
Molecule: messenger RNA, 540 nt
Organism: Centruroides sculpturatus (bark scorpion)
Lineage: Eukaryota; Metazoa; Arthropoda; Arachnida; Scorpiones; Buthidae
Exons: 2
Coding region: 104-406 (100 amino acids)
Source: RefSeq, a predicted model, not a curated record